Micropterus dolomieu (smallmouth bass) is the source of this 1987-nucleotide messenger RNA. Its product is annotated as potassium voltage-gated channel subfamily V member 2-like. The record is from RefSeq and is a predicted model, not a curated record. Gene Ontology annotation, cellular component: membrane; voltage-gated potassium channel complex. Lineage: Eukaryota; Metazoa; Chordata; Actinopteri; Centrarchiformes; Centrarchidae. The transcript has 2 exons. Bases 1 to 1602 code for a protein of 533 amino acids. Gene Ontology annotation, biological process: protein homooligomerization; potassium ion transmembrane transport. Gene Ontology annotation, molecular function: voltage-gated potassium channel activity.
AUGGGGACCACCAGCAAGAUGGUCAACUUCUGGAACAGGAGACAGAGUCUGUUCCCCAACUACAAAGUCACCGAUUCAGACAUUAAUCGAAGACCUUCUGAGACUGCUUAUCCACUAGCCAAGGAAAGCUGCGUGAAGACAUGGAACUCCAUGCAGGAGCUGAGCAGGGACAUCUACGACAUUUACGCCGAGUACGAGGAUGAAGAGGAUGAAAAUGGUCCGUCAGGCUUCAACAAGCAGAAUUCACCCCCCAAGAAGAACUACAUGAUCAACAUCAAUGUAGGGGGGAAGCCAUACCAGAUACCGUACAAGACGGCUGCCAAGUAUCCCAAGACCAGAAUAGGGCGACUUGCCACCUACACGGACCACAACAUGAAGCUGGACCUGUGCGAUGACUACGCUGUGACCAACAACGAGUACUUCUUUGACAGAGACCCAGAUGUCUUCCACAGCAUCUUCAACUUCUACAGGACUGGCGUGCUGUGGAUCAAGGACGAGUUGUGUCCCCGCAACUUCCUGGAAGAGAUCAACUACUGGGGCGUGAGGAUCAAGAACACCCACCGCUGCUGCCGCAUCUCCUUCGAGGAGAGGCAGGACGAGCUGAACGACCAGCUGAAGAUUCAGAGGGAGCUGGAGGCAGAGGUGGAGAUCGAGGAGAAUGAAGAGCUCUUUCAAGACAUGUUCAUGGGCCAUAAGCGCAGAGCCAUCUGGAACUUAAUGGAGAAGCCGUUUUCGUCAAUUGAGGCCAAGCUGAUGGCGGUGGCCUCCAGCCUGUUUGUCCUGAUCUCUCUGGUGGCCAUGACUCUCAACACGGUGGAGGAGAUGCAAUACAGGACUCCUACAGGUCAGCUCAGUGGUAAGACAUACUGGGAAUACGUGGAGUCCGUUUGCAUCGCCUUCUUCACCACGGAGUACCUGCUCCGUCUGGUGUCCACUCCUGAUCUCAAAUCCUUCGGCAGGAGUGUGCUCAACACCGUGGACCUGAUCGCCAUCCUGCCUCAGUAUGUGCAGGCCAUCCUGGAGUUCUUUGACAACGAGGAGAACUACAUGAAGCACGAGGCCGACAUGCAGGCGGUGGGGCAGGUGGGAAAGCUGGGUCAGGUGUUGCGGAUCAUGAGACUGAUGCGAAUCUUUCGUAUCUUAAAGCUGGCGCGACACUCCACGGGUCUGCGUGCGUUUGGCUUCACUCUGCGUCAGUGCUACCAACAAGUGGGCUGCCUCUUCCUCUUCAUCGCCAUGGGCAUCUUCAGCUUCUCUGCCAUGGUGUACACUGUGGAGCACGACAUGCCGCAAACAAACUUCACCAGCAUUCCUCAUGCAUGGUGGUGGGCAGCGGUCAGCAUCUCCACUGUGGGCUAUGGAGACGUCUUCCCAGAGACCAUACUGGGCCGUAUUUUCGCUUUCAUCUGCAUCUCUUUUGGAAUCAUCCUCAACGGUCUGCCCAUAUCCAUCCUCUUCAACAAGUUCUCAGAUUAUUACUCUAAACUCAAGUCCAACCAGUACACAUCCGCCGUGAAGAAACGAGGGAGGAUGAGAUUUUACAAGAGGACAGUGAAGAAACUCAACCACUGCUUUGGAGACAACCACUGUCCUGGACACUGAUUUAUAAUGUGACUUUUUUUAUAAAGAAAUAACAUGCUUACCUCUAACAGGAGGGUUCAAUACAAAGUAGUGGCACAUCUGGUACAUCUUUCCAGUAAAUUGGCAGCUUUUGUGGUUGGGAAACCGGUGAGGGAUCACACACAAUGCUAUCUUCGCCAUCUCCAAGCCAGUUAGCAGUGACAAGGACAGCACAGUUCAGGGGGUAAAUUUUCCACACUAUGUGGGGAGAACAAGGGGCAGAAAAUCAAGCAGGAUGACUGCCUGAUCUUAUAAAAUAUUUGCUUUUGUAUACAUAUAACCAUAUUUUUGUUACUAAAUAGUCAGAAGCAUAAAAAGAAACAGCAUUUUUAAAAAUACAAACAUGAGAAAAAAAAGGAAAGUUUAG